AUGUCUUACUCGCUCCUCGCGCACUGGCAACAACACGGCGGCGGAAAACCAAUGUUUGACGAGUCGCUCGAACACGAUGCCUUCGUACACGAAGCGGACCGGCCCAAGCCAGACACCCAAGUAGCCGUGUCGCACCCCGAAACCCCAACAACGCCCGGAGGGUAUAAGCGUCUGGUAGUGGCGCAUUUCAUGUUGGGCAACACGUACCCGUUCACAAAGCUGAAUUGGGAAGAAACAUUCGACCUGGCCGAAGAAUCCGGGCUCGAUGGACUGAUCCUCAACCUUGGGAGCGAGGAGUGGCAGUUCCGCCAGGCGCGGGCGGCAUACCUCAUCGCCGCGCAGCGGGUCAAGGCUCCCAUUAUUGGGCGGAAUCCUAUUCGGUUGGCGCUGUCGCUCGAUCUUAAUGUCAUGCACUCGAGCCAGUGGGACGACGCUGUGCAGUUGACUACCAAGAUCGCCGGUCUUAUGGGCAGCCCCGCCCAGCUGUUGCAUGAUGGCAAGCCCCUGCUUACUGCUUUUGACGGGCAUAAUGCGGUUUGGGGAUCCAACGGAUGGAAGGGGUUCAUGGACGAGCUAAAUAGCAAGAUGCGGUACAAGGUGUCAUUCUGGCCUGCGUGGUUCCAGCCGCCCGAGAGGUUGAUUGACAACGAGCUGAUCGACGGUCUAUUCUCAUGGAACGGGGCUUGGCCCAUGGCGAACCGCCAUAUCUCCCUCUCAACAGAGGACAUGGCCUUCAUCGCCUCCUCGAAACCCUUCAUGGCGGCCGUCUCCCCCCUCUUCUUCACGCACUACGGCAAGACGGGCGAAUGGGCGUUCAACAAGAAUUGGAUUUACCGUUCCGACGACCUCCUCUAUCCGAGCCGGUGGUCGUCGAUUCUAGCCUUGACUCCAGCCCGCGCUCCCGAGAUUGUCCAAGUUAUUUCGUGGAACGACUACGGCGAGUCGCAUAACAUUGCGCCGGUCAUGGGUGCCGAGCCGGGAAGUGAGGCGUGGACGACGGGGAUGGACCACGUAGCGUUCCGCGAGAUGACGGGGUAUUUUGCGCGGAGGUGGCGCGACGGCGCGCCAGAGGUCGAGGAUGAGAUUGUCGUUUGGAUGUGGUACCGCCUCAAUCCCAAGACGGUGCAGGCGAGCAAUGAUACAGUUGGGCGGCCGGACAAUGCCAACUGGGCCCUCGACCUCAUUAAUGCACUCAUCCUCGUCCCUGAGGGACUCGAAAACGUCGAGCUGUUCAUCACAAACGGACCCUCCCGUCACAACAACAAGAACGGAAAGCACCUGGACUCUGGCCGCUCCAACGCCCUCACCAUCCCCUUCCUUCCCGGCAGCGUACACUUCGAAAUCAAGUCGAGUAUGGGCACACACAUGCGCCACUCGGCCCACGACAUCCACAGCACGGCCGAGCACUACAAUUUCAACAUGUGGUCUGGGUCGUGGCGUGUAAAGGUCCCCCGGACAAAGGGGUAG
Cutaneotrichosporon cavernicola is the source of this 1467-nucleotide messenger RNA. RefSeq lists its product as uncharacterized. The record is from RefSeq and is a predicted model, not a curated record. The transcript has 4 exons. The coding region runs from base 1 to 1467 and encodes 488 amino acids. Gene Ontology annotation, molecular function: glucan endo-1,3-alpha-glucosidase activity. Lineage: Eukaryota; Fungi; Basidiomycota; Tremellomycetes; Trichosporonales; Trichosporonaceae.